This is a messenger RNA of Leptosia nina, 264 nucleotides long. The record is from the annotation of a GenBank genome assembly. Lineage: Eukaryota; Metazoa; Arthropoda; Insecta; Lepidoptera; Pieridae.
AUGCCCACAGACGGUCAGGCCACGGACCUCACAAUCAUAGACCUUACGCUGACCACUUCGGACCUCACCCUGGCCCACAUCACGGUCAUGGGAAACCAGAUGUGCCUCAUUGGAAACACCACGGGCCGUUUCAAAGACCCCACGGCCAACAUGGAUUUGACCACAGCCCUAGAUGUGGAUGUAAAUCUUUCUUUGCAUCCUGUUAUCUUCACGGCCAUAGAGGACCACGCGGGCAACACGGAAUACAUCACGGACCGUCUCUAG